Messenger RNA from Symbiodinium pilosum, 1815 nucleotides. Lineage: Eukaryota; Dinophyceae; Suessiales; Symbiodiniaceae. The record is from the annotation of a GenBank genome assembly.
AUGUCAGAUCAGCGCACACCGGUUGGACCUCACCAGGCAAUAGACUGGGAGAGCGGACCGGCUGCACCACAGAGCGCUGAUAGAAAGCCGAACAUCGUGCUUAUUGUUGCUGAUGAUCUUGGCUGGAACGACCUGACCUUUAAUGGCGGUGGCGUGGCCGGCGGUACAGUCCCGACACCGAGCAUUGACGCCAUAGCCCAGGCAGGCAUCAAUUUUUUGAGCAGCUACGCAGGUCAGGGAACCUGUGCACCAUCGCGUGCCAUGAUGAUGACCGGCCGAUAUGGCUCGCGCUUUGGGUUUGAAUUCACGCCGACACCGCCAGGCAUGUCAACCGCGCUGGGUAUGAUGAGCAGCAACAUGGGACUGCAGCCUGUGCGUACCCCAGAGCCCCGUACUAUCCCCUUCGAACAGAUGGGACUGCCAGCCAGUGAAAUCACUAUUGCCGAAUUGUUGAAAGAGCAGGGCUACUACACUGCGCACAUUGGUAAAUGGCAUCUGGGUCGGGAAAACGGCAGUGCAGCUCACGACCAGGGGUUUGAUCAGAGUCUGCUGAUGCAUUCCGGUUUGUAUGCAGAAGAAGACAACCCCGAUGUGAUCAACGCCAGGCUCCCGUACGACCCGAUUGACCGGUUUUUGUGGGCAGGUAUGAAAUAUGCUGCAAGUUACAAUGGCAGUGCGGCGUUUGAACCCGGUGGGUAUCUCACAGAUUACUACACUGACGAAGCGGUUAAGGUGAUCGAGAAUAACCGUCAUCGCCCAUUUUUCCUUUACCUUGCCCACUGGGCACCGCAUACACCACUGCAGGCGGCUAAACAGGAUUACGACGCGCUUUCCCACAUCGAAGAUCACACUGAACGGGUUUAUGCGGGCAUGAUCCGGGGCCUGGAUCGUGGCGUCGGACGGGUUUUGCAGGCUUUGGAAGACAAUGGCCUGGAUGAAAACACCAUUGUUAUUUUCACCUCGGAUAACGGCGGUGCGGGUUAUGUCGGCAUUGCGGACCUGAACAAACCUUUCAGGGGUUGGAAAAUUACUAAUUUUGAGGGCGGUAUCCGCGUCCCCUUCUUUGUCAAAUGGCCGGCAAACAUUCCUGCGGGACAAACCUCUGAGUCACCAGUUCACCAUUUUGAUAUUUUUGCCACCGCGGCUGAUGCUGCGGGUGCGCAGAUCGAUCAUGACAUCGAUGGCGUCAGCCUGCUGCCGUAUGCCCGGGGCAACAACAAUUUGGCUAAACCGCACAAGACUCUGUUCUGGCGCGCCGGCAGCUAUCGAACCGUGCGCCAUCAUGACUGGAAGCUGGCGGUUGAUCCGCUGAUGGGCAAAACCUGGUUGUUUGAUCUGGCGCGUGAUCCGGGAGAAACCACCAAUAUUGCUGAGCAGCAUCCUGGUCAGGUUGAGGAGAUGAUGGCCUUGCUGGCGCAACACAAUGCCGAGAUGGUGCCACCCCUGUGGGAUUCAGUCGCGGCAAUGCCAGUUAACGUGGACAAACAUCUGCGGCAGGAACGUGAUCCGCAAACGGCCAAACAAAGCAUCCAGCAGGCUGUGCAGGAACAGUUCUGCGGCACAGAGCAUGAUGGCAGCUUCCAUUCGGCGUCUGUAAUCGCCUUCGUCGAGAUGGGGAAGCGCCUCACGCAGCAAUCGGCCCAUCUGUUGACCACUUACCCCACCCCCACCAGUGUUGGAGACUGCCUUCAAUGGAGAAGUUUCGAUCAGCGCCAGUUCGUGACCAAACGCUUUGAUGUAGCGACGAAAAUCGACGUUGCUGCGUGCCAGCUGGAAGGUGGGUUCAACCAUGAGACCGCAGAGUUGCUGCAGUGA